AUGGAUGAAUUUGAAAGAUUGCGUCCAGUCGGUCGAUUGGAGCAAUAUUCAACCGCCCGUCAUCAAGUCGGGUUCUAUUUGAACGUUGCAGUAUCAGCUACAUACAACCUCCCAGACUCAUUCACAUCCCCUAUCAAGGACUAUGUGUACCAAGCAUGCGAAGCCGCAAUUGCGGACCACCCGUCAUUGUCCGUCAUCGUGGCUGACGAUCACACCCAAGACCCGUACUUUGUACGACUACCCCAGAUUGACUUAGACCAAGUUGUAUCUUUUCAAGACCGCCAGCCUGGUCUUCUAGGCACAGAAGCUAAUGGCGAACCAACCCCGGAUCUGGACCUACAAACCCUUCUAGCAACGCAGCACAACUUGCCUUUCAAGGCGCCGGAUCCGUUGUGGAGAUUAUGUAUUCUCAAAGAUACAGAGAAUAAACAGCAAUUCACUGCUGCUUUUGUAUAUCACCAUGCCAUUGGUGAUGGGACUUCCGGAAAGGCAUUCCACCAAACCUUCCUGCGAGCACUAAGCACUGCUCCAGUAGAUGAACCUAAAUCGGUUAUCUUGCCGCCGCAGGUUCCUAUGCUGCCUAAUAUCGAAACUAUCCAUUCAAUGGCUCUCUCCUUCUGGUAUCUUACGAAGAAAAUCUUCCAGGCGAAGAUCUACUCGCGAAGAGAACAGGGAUUAUGGACCGGCGCUAAGAUCCGCAAACCAACCCAGACACGGCUGCGACUCGUUCCAUUCUCGGAAUCUAUAGUGACGGCUUUGAGGAAUCUCUGCCGUCAGGAAAAUACAACCAUCACCGCAUUCCUGCAGACACUGGUUGCCCGCUCGCUCUUCACACAACUCCCAGUCGAAUUCUCUAAGCUGAACUGCAGCGGCGCAUUAUCUUGUCGCCGCUGGCUGCCGGAUAUCAUCACAGAUGAUUGCAUGGGCGUCUGGGUCCAAGAUUACGAGGAACAAUAUACCCGCGAUGAAACGAUCCCUUCAUCUGACGAUACAUUCCCGUGGGCCGAAGCCCGACGAUCUCGACAGACGAUACAGUCAGUCUUAAAAAUGAAAGGCAAAGACGCUAGUAUCAGUCUCCUGCAAUUCGUCAAUGAUUACCAGCAGGAAUUAUGUUUGUCCAAGAUUGGCUUGGAGCGCGAUAAGAGUUUCGAGGUUUCUAAUGUUGGGGUAGUUCCUCUGCAGACGGAUCCUGAUAUGCCUGCUAUCAAGGGAAUGGUGUUUUCUCAAUGUGCUAGUGUGAUGGGUAAUGCUCUUCAGGUGUCUGUUGUUACUGGUGGUGACGGAUGUUUGGUGCUUGCUGUUUCUUGGCAGGAGGGUGUUGUUGAGGUGGAUCUUGUUAAUGCUUUUAUUGAGUCUGCGAAAGAUGAGGUAUAUCGUCUGACGGGGCGGGGCUGA
Molecule: messenger RNA, 1395 nt
Organism: Penicillium canescens
Lineage: Eukaryota; Fungi; Ascomycota; Eurotiomycetes; Eurotiales; Aspergillaceae
Exons: 2
Coding region: 1-1395 (464 amino acids)
Molecular function (GO): N-acetyltransferase activity
Source: RefSeq, a predicted model, not a curated record